This is a messenger RNA of Nycticebus coucang (slow loris), 1018 nucleotides long. RefSeq names its product mediator complex subunit 11 (gene MED11). Gene Ontology annotation, biological process: regulation of transcription by RNA polymerase II. The record is from RefSeq and is a predicted model, not a curated record. Lineage: Eukaryota; Metazoa; Chordata; Mammalia; Primates; Lorisidae. The coding region runs from base 290 to 628 and encodes 112 amino acids. Gene Ontology annotation, cellular component: mediator complex. The transcript is spliced from 3 exons. Gene Ontology annotation, molecular function: transcription coregulator activity.
ACAAAACAGUAUCCCAAGAAUGGACAAGUGUCAACGGCCUUAAGCUUGAGGACAUUUCAAUACCUCCUCUGACCACAGGAGGGCGAGAGGCAAAGCGUAGACUCGGUCAGGCGCAGGGCGCCCUGGGAGCUGUAGUUCUCCAAGUGGACCGAAGAGGGCGCGGCUACGCUGAGCAUCCUGGGAAUUGUAGUGCGCGCUAGCGCCCUCCGCGCAGGCGCAAACCCACGGCUACUUCCGGGACCAAUCCUCGCCUUUCGCAGGGUGAAGUCCCAUAGAGGAUUCCCUGACAAUGGCUACCUACAGCCUAGCGAACGAGCGACUACGCGCCCUGGAAGACAUCGAACGGGAAAUUGGCGCCAUCCUUCAGAAUGCAGAAUUGUCCAAGGAAAAAACCAAUGAGCGACUCCUAGACCGGCAGGCGGCAGCCUUCACCGCUUCGGUGCAGCACGUGGAAGCGGAGCUGUCAGCUCAGAUCCGCUACCUCACCCAGGUGGCCACAGGGCAACCCCACGAGGGCUCCAGUUACUCUUCAAGGAAGGACUGUCAGAUGGCUCUGAAGCGAGUGGACUAUGCCCGCCUCAAGCUCAGUGAUGUGGCCCGAACCUGUGAGCAGAUGCUAGAGAACUAGGCCAAGCUGGUGAAUGAAGAGCUUGAAGGGAGACCAUCGCCUGUACUGUGGGAUGGGGAGCACAGAUGCCCCGUACAAGUUCUGCUGAUCAGAGCAUGCCAAGACAAAGAGGCAAAAGGUAGAAAUGGAGAAACCAAAGGGCAAGCCUGCCUACAGCUAUGCCCUGGCUCCUCCAGCAGGGUGUUCCUUCUCUGCACUCUACAAGCACGCUGAGGGGGCCAGAUAGGAGAUGGAGAUUCAGACACCCAACCCAUUUCCUCAUACACUUCAUGCCCCUGCCCCAGGAUCCCCACAGACAUGGCCCAAUGUAGAUGCAUUCUUCUUCAUUGGAAGAGACAAAACAAGAACUAAGGGUUUUAAUAAUAAAAACAAUAGCAAUCAAAACAAGAA